AUGCUUCGCCACCUCCCGACCCUCGUCCUUGUCGCCGUCGCUUUCGCCGCCGCCGAGCCGUGCACUGCGCCGUGCGACUUUCCACAAGACUGCGGCCUCCACGAAUGGUGCAACCCGCAGACCAAGUGCUGCGAAGUUGGCGCGUUGCGCUGCGACCCCGCGUGCCCGACAGGCUGGCGCUGCAUCUCGUACGGUCUGUGCGUGCCCGAGACGAAGAUGCGUCAAAGCCAGCUGGAGCCGGCCCAGGAGGCUUGGCAAAGCUGCGGCAACCGAUGCCAUUUCCAAUUUGCAAAUAUGGUGCGACGUACAACAGCGCUCGUCCUUGGCUGCCUCGCGGGCUUCGCGAUGGCCGACGAUCCAAUCUGCGCUGUGAACGAAUGUACCGUCAUCACGACGGGAAAGCUCUGCAACCGUCUCGCAGAGAACUGCCCGACAUGUCUGAGUCAGCUCAUGGGCGGCAAGACCGCCCGUUGUACGAAUGCGACGUUCGACGGAUGCCAAGGCGGGACCGUGUGCGCGAGCGUCACCACGCUUCCACCGACGCCGACGACAUCGACGGCGCCGCCUAAUGCGACGACGCCCGUCGUGACGCGCGUCGACACCGACUUCAACCUCGCCCAAGACGACGGCGCCUCCGUCAUCGGCAACGACACUCUGCUGCAUUGGGCGUCUAAGAAGCGAUGGACGGAGUAG
This is a messenger RNA of Saprolegnia diclina VS20, 693 nucleotides long. RefSeq lists its product as hypothetical. The coding region runs from base 1 to 693 and encodes 230 amino acids. The record is from RefSeq and is a predicted model, not a curated record. The transcript has 5 exons. NCBI's taxonomy places the organism in Eukaryota, Oomycota, Saprolegniomycetes, Saprolegniales, Saprolegniaceae.